AUGGUCUCUAUGGUCGAGACCUCCCAUCCCGAUCAGAAUGACAUGGGCAUGGAUCCUGUUGUACCCAAGACCGAACCCAUGCUAGAGGGUUCGAUCAGUUCAACCGUGUCGACGCCAGAUCCCGAAGUCGAAGCCUUGACUCAAGACCCUGCGCAGACUCAAAAGCGAAAAGGUGGUCGAAAACCUAUUUACGCCACUUCCGAAGAAAGGAAGCAGCGCAAUAGGCAGGCUCAAGCUGCUUUCCGUGAACGCCGCACGGAAUAUAUUCGGCAGCUCGAGACCACCAUCAAGCGCAAUGAAGAGUCCUUGCAGAGCUUACAGCAGAGUCACCGCAGUGCCGCGGAUGAAUGUCUGAUGCUCCGCUAUAAGAACUCCUUGCUCGAGCGCAUCCUGCUUGAGAAAGGUAUUGAUGUGCAAGCUGAGUUACGGAUUAAGACUGGCGCACCGGGGGCCCAGGCUAAGACUACUCCGAUGCCACCCAAGCCUCCGGGUCCCACGGGGCCUCGACCCGCGCAAAGGCAUCCUGGCCUUGCCUCCAAGCAGGAUCCGUUCGCCAUGUCGCAGCGCGACGGUGCGUAUGGGGUCUCGUCGCCACAGUUUCAGCCGACGCCGACAUCUCAUGUCUCAUCGCCAUCGCAUGUCAAGUCACCUGGCUUCGGCUUCCAAGCUGGCAUGUCCCCCGCUGACCCGCAAGGGACUGGGCGUCCGCAGCUACUGCCACAGCCUAGGGCUUUCAAUAAUCAGACUUCCCCGCCGGCUAUCAGUAUGCCGCAGACUAAUCCAAAUGAACCCAAGUUGCGGGGGGCGCCGCGUGGCCAACAGCGGGUUGCAGCUAACUAUUACCCGUCUCCUUUCCAGAAACAUUAUGAUCAACUGGAACAAGAGUAUGAUGCACAGGCUGACAUGGUGGAUGAUGACCAUGAUGGUUCAGUGAAUACAUCAUAUGUGCCCGGAUUCACACCACAGUCGGUUGCCUCCGGCUCGCAUAAUUUGUCUGGCUUCAAUCCUCCCCCCGGCGGGGACGGAACGCCCGGAGACUUCGGAAGUGCAAACCAAAUGCUUGGUCAAUAUGAACCGAUGCUAGAUGCUGAUCCAUUUGGACUCAGCGCAAGUAUGCAUUUCCCUACGCCAUUCAACUAUGAGCAAAGCAAUUCCCGCAACUAA
This is a messenger RNA of Penicillium verhagenii, 1164 nucleotides long. Its product is annotated as bZIP transcription factor. The record is from RefSeq and is a predicted model, not a curated record. The transcript has 4 exons. Lineage: Eukaryota; Fungi; Ascomycota; Eurotiomycetes; Eurotiales; Aspergillaceae. Gene Ontology annotation, cellular component: RNA polymerase II transcription regulator complex. The coding region runs from base 1 to 1164 and encodes 387 amino acids. Gene Ontology annotation, molecular function: transcription cis-regulatory region binding; DNA-binding transcription activator activity, RNA polymerase II-specific.